This is a messenger RNA of Phytophthora infestans T30-4, 609 nucleotides long. RefSeq lists its product as uncharacterized. The coding region runs from base 145 to 468 and encodes 107 amino acids. Lineage: Eukaryota; Oomycota; Peronosporomycetes; Peronosporales; Peronosporaceae. The transcript has 2 exons. The record is from RefSeq and is a predicted model, not a curated record.
UUAAUCAAUACAGGCACGACGUUUUAGCGGAUUAAAAAGGUUAUUCGUUCUUAUACGUUCCUUUCAACAUCUCUCUGAUUGGUCAGAAAUCUGCGAAUAAUGACCGCCCGUCUUGUAGAGACACCGAGAUCGACAGCCCACACGAUGAGUGACGCCCCUGUCCGCGACCCGCGCGAGCCGCGCUUCCCCGUGAUCGUCAAGCACCCGACCUUCGACGACGUCAAGGCCAACUUUGACGCAGGUGACUACACGCGGUGGCUGGGCAUCAGCGCCUUCUCCUUCCCUGCUGGCUACGUGUUCGGAGUGAAGCUGCACCGCCACGUGGCUGUUCCGUCUAUGGUGGUCACGGGCGUGCUGGGCUCGCUUGGAGGCUUCCUGUGGGCCUUCCAGAACUCGUCCUUCCGUCUGCAGGGAUACAAGGCCAACCCGGUCGAGGUGCAGCAAUACAUCACCAGCAAGCAGAAGUAGGCGUUCUUCAAGGCAAUAACAGUUGGGCUCCUAUAAACAGCAACACUUCUUCUCAGUUGAAGUUGAGUUGCUCAAACUACUGUAAGCAGCGAUAUACACGCUCACCGAGCAAUAAAAAUAAAGGACACGAGUGCUUAGUCA